Pyrgilauda ruficollis (rufous-necked snowfinch) is the source of this 698-nucleotide messenger RNA. Its product is annotated as polypeptide N-acetylgalactosaminyltransferase-like 6. The record is from RefSeq and is a predicted model, not a curated record. The transcript is spliced from 5 exons. Lineage: Eukaryota; Metazoa; Chordata; Aves; Passeriformes; Passeridae. Gene Ontology annotation, cellular component: Golgi apparatus. Bases 108 to 698 code for a protein of 196 amino acids.
CCGCGGCGCCGGGCCCCUCCGAGGGACUGCGGGCAGGGAAGAACCUGGCCCCGCGGUGCUGAGGGAGCCGACACCGCCGCCGCCAGCAGAGCAGCCCGGCUUUGGCCAUGAAGAGGAAACAGAAGAGGUUUCUGCAAAUGACGCUGCUCUUCACCGCGGCUCUGAUUUUCCUGCCUGACAUCGGCCUCUGGUCUCUCUACAAGGAGAAGCACCUGGUGAAGCCGCCCGAAGCCGCCGAGCCGCAGACACUUCCUUUGGGGUUGGGAGAUGGACAGCUUUUUACCUGGACUGAUGGCCUGAAAAGGAAGGACUGGCACGAUUAUGAAAGCAUUCAAAAAGAUGCUAUGCGUUCAGGGAAAGGUGAACAUGGGAAACCAUACCCUCUUACAGAGGAAGACCAUGAUGAUUCUGCUUAUAGGGAAAAUGGCUUCAACAUAUUUGUUAGCAACAACAUAGCACUGGAACGAUCCCUGCCAGACAUCCGACAUCCUAACUGUAAGCACAAGGUGUACUUGGAAGCACUACCAAACACGAGCAUCAUCAUCCCGUUUCAUAAUGAGGGCUGGACUUCGCUCUUGCGCACCAUCCACAGCAUCAUCAACCGCACUCCAGACAGCCUGAUCGCAGAGAUCAUUCUGGUGGAUGACUUCAGUGACAGAGCUCGAUACCAGGAGUUUGCUGGUUCAUCUGCAGAAUAA